Messenger RNA from Perkinsus marinus ATCC 50983, 663 nucleotides. RefSeq lists its product as hypothetical. NCBI's taxonomy places the organism in Eukaryota, Perkinsozoa, Perkinsida, Perkinsidae. The record is from RefSeq and is a predicted model, not a curated record. The transcript has 6 exons. The coding region runs from base 1 to 663 and encodes 220 amino acids.
AUGGUGAGUAAAAUCCUGGCUCGAUCCUCUGCUAAGAAAGCGGUGUUGUUGGUAUGUGAUUUGCAGGAUGCCUUCGCCAAGACGAUUCAGAAUAUGCCACACAUCGUUCAGACAGCUAACACGCUCAUCAGCGCCUCCAGAGUUCUCGACUUCCCCGUAGUCGUUACAGAGCAGUAUCCUGAGAAGCUUGGAGGGUCGGUGGCCGCCUUGGAUAUCAAAGGCUGUCCAGUGUUUGCCAAGAAACCUUUUACUAUGAUGACUGAGGAGGUGAAGAAGUACUUGGAUACUCAUUUCCAUGAAAGAGAUCAGUUCAUUUUGUGCGGUAUCGAGGCUCAUGUCUGCAUCAUGCAAACUGCAUUGGAUAUUCUCACAGACCGUCCAGAUGCCACUCUGUUCGUGGUUACAGAUGGCGUUUCCGCCAGUCGUUUGCUGGACAGAUCGACAGCCUUCGAACGUCUCUCGCGAGCAGGAGCGGUCCUGACUACCAGUGAGAGCAUCCUCUUCGAUAUGAUGCGUACGAAGGACCACCCCAAUUUCAAGUGGGUCUCGCCAUCUUUCCCGAUUCAUAAAGGCCUCUCUAUGCAGGGAUAUAUCGGCUGUCGCCACUCUUUGUUUCUCAUGUCAAAGGAGCCCAUGCUUUGUGUUCGUAAAGACUUGGGGUAG